Messenger RNA from Penaeus chinensis, 882 nucleotides. RefSeq names its product proline-rich protein 36-like. The transcript has 6 exons. NCBI's taxonomy places the organism in Eukaryota, Metazoa, Arthropoda, Malacostraca, Decapoda, Penaeidae. The record is from RefSeq and is a predicted model, not a curated record. The coding region runs from base 1 to 882 and encodes 293 amino acids.
AUGGAGAGUACUAAAUUUUACGACUUGUGGCCCCCUGGUUCCUCCUCCGUCAGGCCUGGUUCUCCUUUCCGCUCAGCGCCCUGGUCCUCCUCCGUCAGCCCCUGGUCCCCCUCCCUUAAACCCUGGGUCCUCCUCCGUCAGCGGCAGGUUGAUUCCUUCUUAACCCUCCGUCAGCGCCUUGCUCCUCCUCAGCCCCCUGGUUCCUCUCCCCCCUGGUCCUCCUCCGUCAGGCCCCUGGGCCUCCCUCCGUCAGCACCCUGGUCUCCUCCGUCAGCGCCCUCCGUCAACGCCAUGGUCCUCCUCCGUCAGCCCCUGGUCCUCCCUCAGCGCCUGGUCCUCCCCGCAGGCUGGUCCUCCCCGUCAGGGGCCUUGGGUUUUCCCCGCAGCGCCUUGUCCUCCUCCCUCUUUGACCCUGGCUCCUCCGUCUCUCCCGGUCCUCCCCGUCAGCUUACCUGGUCCUCCUCCGUCGCCCCUGGUUCUCCUCCGGAUCAGCCCCCUGGUCCUCCUCCGGAGACCGAGCCUGGACCUCCUCCCGUCAGCCCCUGGUCCUCCUCCUACAUCACAUUAACAUCAUUUUCACACGCAUGCGCUAUGAUCCGACAUGUUGCCAAUUGUGUCCACAUUCGCAAUCUUCCACUUACAUUCCACCCACGUCCCUCUCAUCCACCUAACGCAACUUUCCACACGCAUUCCUCUCGCCCUCACACCACUGAGGACUGUCUCAUCGAUGCUCCGCUGCUCGUACGCUCAGAGCUCGACCCUACUCCCCCCGCCCCACCCGCACCCGCCUCGCACGCCAUGAUCGUAGCCAGUAUAUUGUACCGCCUUCUCCCUCUCCAUGCUCCUAAUUUUCUCCCUGCUUCCCUGUCUACUGCCUCUUGA